This is a messenger RNA of Vigna umbellata (rice bean), 2396 nucleotides long. NCBI's taxonomy places the organism in Eukaryota, Viridiplantae, Streptophyta, Magnoliopsida, Fabales, Fabaceae. The record is from RefSeq and is a predicted model, not a curated record.
AUGUUGUCUACAACGAAUUGUGGAUCUACAAACAACAAAAUACAAAAUGAACAACUUGGUCCUCAACCUUUCUUUGGCUUGUUUGGCAUUUGUGGAAGCAUUGCUGUCAUAGGUUUAUUGGCAACCAUUGUUCACUUUGUUAAAAGGAAAGCACAAACAUUUAUGAAUUACCUAUUACUGUCACAGUUACAGAGAGGAUUGCAGAUAAUCAAACUUUUUGCUCAAAAGCAUCCAUACAAGUACAGAAAGACCGCACCUGCCCAAGAUGCAAAUAGUAGAGAGAAUGUAUCUCAAAACAAUGAGCUUGCUACACCAAUUAAACUUNACUCUCUGCGCCUGGUCAAUGCUGAAAUCGAUCACCAUGUAGCUUUUGCUUCAAUGACCCUUCUCUCAAACCCAACCGAGAUCAUAGAACACGAGCUUACAAGGCUCAAGAGCAAGAGCAAUAGGGUGUUCUUGCUUAUUCAAUCCUCCUUGGAGUUUGCCACUUUGCUUUUUCAGAAGGCAAAGCAAAUGGGAAUGAUGGAAAAAGGGUCAGUGUGGAUCAUUGCAGAUGAUGUAGCCAACCACCUUGAUUCCCUUGAUUCUUCUGUCACUUUCAACAUGCAAGGUGUCAUGGGGUGCAAAACCAACUUCCUGGAAGUGAGUGAAAGGUUCAAACGUUUCAAGUUCAUGUUUAGGAGAAAGUUUGCACUGGAAUACCCUGAGGAAGAAAGAUUGCAUCCGAGUGUCUUUGCUCUCAGGGCUUAUGAUGCUGUUUGGACCAUUGCUAAAGCCUUGGAGAGCUCACAGGGAAACUUUUCCUUAUCAGAAAAUAUUUUGCAUAGUGAUCACGAGGGCCUUAGUGGGAAGAUAAGGUUCAAAGGAAGAAUGUUAUUGGAAUCACCAACCUUUAAGAUUGUCAAUGUUGUUGGAAAAGGUUAUAAAGAGUUAGCAUAUUGGUCAAUGGAGUCUGGUUUGAGUGAGAGCCUUGUUGAGCAUGAGGUGGUGAACACAACAACAACUAGUGCUGGUUCUGCUAGAUUGCUUUUAAGUUCUGUGGAUUGGCCUGGUGGGUUGAAAACAGUUCCAAAAGGUUGGGUGUAUAAUAGUAGUGAGAGAAAGCCUUUGAAAAUUGGGGUUCCCGCUGUCGAUCCAUGUCCUCAGUUUGUGAAUGUGAGCCAUGAUAAGAGACUGAAUGAAACCCAAUUCACUGGUUUCUCAAUCAAUGUCUUUGAAUCAGUUGUGCAACGCCUGCCUUAUCACCUGCCUUUUGUUUUUGUGCCAUUUUAUGGCUCUUACGAUCAGAUAGUUGAACAAGUGAACAAUAAGUACCUUGAUGCUGCUGUGGGGGAUAUACAAGUGGUGGAACAUAGAUAUGCAUUUGCUGAAUUCAGUCAUCCAUAUGUUGAAUCUGGCAUAGCCAUGGUGGUGAAAGUAAAGCCAGAUAGAUCCAAAGAAACCUGGAUGUUCAUGGACGCUUUCACAAAAGAAAUGUGGAUGCUGAUGGCAGCAAUGCAUCUGUUCAUAGCAUUUGUAAUCUGGUUCAUUGAAGGUGAAAACAAUUCGGAGCUGAAGAGUCUUGGGGCCAUUCUCUGGUUUUCUGUCACAACAUUGUUCUUCAUACACAGAGAACCAGUAAAUAGCAACUUGGCCAGAGUAGUGCUAGCACCUUGGUUAUUUGCUAUUCUAAUUGUGACACAAAGUUUUACUGCGAGCCUUUCAUCCAUGAUGACAGUGUCCCAUCUUGAACCAGCUGUGCCUGAUAUACAAACACUGCUGAAGACAAAUGCAAUCAUAGGGUGCAAUAAGAACACUUUUUUGGUCCAUUACUUAGUUGAUGAACUCAAAUUCCAGCCACAGAAUAUCAGGGUCUUUGACUCCAUCCAUGAUUUCCCAAGAGCAUUUGAGAACAAAGAAAUUGUGGCUUCUUUCACCAUUGCCCCUCAUGCUGAUGUCUUCCUAGCCACCUAUUGCAAAGGCUACAUCAAAGCAGGACCUACCUUGAAGCUUGGUGGAUUAGGCUUUGCAUUUCCAAAAGGUUCAAGUUUAGCAAUUGACAUAUCUCCCGAGCAACCUUAAAGGCCAUAGAAAGUGGAGAAGUGCAAAAGCUAGAAGAGAAAAUGUUGUCUACAACGAAUUGUGGAUCUACAAACAACAAAAUACAAAAUGAACAACUUGGUCCUCAACCUUUCUUUGGCUUGUUUGGCAUUUGUGGAAGCAUUGCUGUCAUAGGUUUAUUGGCAACCAUUGUUCACUUUGUUAAAAGGAAAGCACAAACAUUUAUGAAUUACCUAUUACUGUCACAGUUACAGAGAGGAUUGCAGAUAAUCAAACUUUUUGCUCAAAAGCAUCCAUACAAGUACAGAAAGACCGCACCUGCCCAAGAUGCAAAUAGUAGAGAGAAUGUAUCUCAA